This is a messenger RNA of Schistosoma turkestanicum, 1311 nucleotides long. Lineage: Eukaryota; Metazoa; Platyhelminthes; Trematoda; Strigeidida; Schistosomatidae. The record is from the annotation of a GenBank genome assembly.
AUGAUGGUGAAGUUCGAUAUUGCUUAUAGUUUCGGUGAGUGGAUGCGUCUGGGGAGACUUUCAGAUAUCAUAGACAAUAUCCAGAUUAACUUACAUACUCCUGGAUGUCUGCUGUACACACGAUAUGGCAGUGUUCCUUUUCUUCCUCCGGAUGUUUAUGAAAAAAUAGAACUGUUACCAGAGUUUUCUUUCGCUUCUAUGAGCUACGUAAUGGAACGCAGGUUUGCGCUUAAGAAAUUCGGUGGUGGUCUUGCCAAAUUUGCUGGUUUAGGUAAACGUGGCGUGAUUCUAUUUCAGUCAGAUCCAACUCACUUGGCUACUGUAGCGGCUGUUGAUAAAUCAUCGGUUCCAGUUUGGACAACUGGUGGACGAUUGCAGUUAUCAGUUGGUGAAUAUUGUACCUGUUGUAAGGUUGCAUCAGCGGCAGCAUAUCAGGCACCAACCGACAACGAGACUUUCCUGCCAGAUGUGAAUCCAACAUUAAAGCGGAUUAAGAAUUCUGUCAUUCGAACUUCAGGGUACUUAAAGAAAUUUGCUUCAGAAUGUUCAUCUCAUGAGGAGUUGGUGAAAAAACGAAUGCUUGUUUCCAUCGCGGGUGGUUAUGAUCUACAGCUCCGCCUUCAGUCAGUUGCUGAAACAGACUUCUCACUUUGCUCAGGUGUGGUAAUUGAUGGUGUACUCCGAGAUUUGCCUGUAUCUUCAGUCGAAACCAAGGUCUACAUCGAUGAAAACCAAGGCUUACAAGAAUUCUUAACUGAUACUUUACCCAAGAUAUUUGCUCAUAUUCCACCUCAAAUUCCACGUUUUAUUACUCAAAUAUGGCAACCAUUUCAUAUUGCCCUCGCAGUUCGUUCUGGAUGUGACAUAUUUGAUGGUAGUUUGCCAUAUCGGCUCAGUCGCAGUGGGAUUGGUUGGAUUUACGAAGACUGGAGUGAAACUAACUUGCCAAGUGUGGUUUCAGACCUAAAGUUUCUAGAGUUUCCCUUCAAGGAGUCUUAUAAUUUGGAUGCGAAGAAAUGGUACUUACCAAUCCAACCUGGAUGUAGUUGUUUUACAUGUUUACAUCACUCACGAAUGUAUAUAUCUCAUUUACAUAUUACUCAAGAAAUGUUGGCUCCUAUGUUACUGAUGAUUCACAACUCCCACCAGUACUAUCGCUUUUUCUCUGAUCUCCGUCGGUCUAUAGCAGUGAACAAAGUAGACGCAUUUAUUAACCAUGCCUCCAAUUGGCAUUUUCCCCUUAACCUCCUGAUUAUUGACAAAACAAAUGAGUUUAAAAACCCGGCAAAUACAGACGAUGAUAAUGUGUAA